GAUUUGUCCAGAGAAGCAUGUAGCAACCCAAUCGUAAUUGAAAACCCUAGCUUGUUUUCAUGCGUUGUAUUGAAAGUGCAGUAAAAACACUCAUCAAAAUUAAUUGUUAAUCGAAAAAUGUCUUUUGGAACCAUGGAAUCUAAAGAAAUUUUUGAAGCAUUUCCACCGAGAAAGAAAAUAUGUUUAGACCAAAACUCUGAGGUUUUCUCGUUGGAGGAGCUUGCACAGAUACUCAGUUCAUGUUCUUUUAGUCAAGAACUUGGAGUGGUUAAUCAAGAACUAGACUCGCUGGAUGAUAUAUGUACAAGUUAUACGAUUGAUACAAAUGUCGAGCUUACGAAUGACCAGCAAUUAACUUACAGUUUUGUGCGUGCCGCGGAUCUUUCACCCAGUACUAAGUCGGUUUUUAUUCCACGCCUGAAGGAAGGCAAAGUUGUACACGUUACUCCGGUUUCGGUGGAAUGUAAAUCACCAUUGAAAAAUGAGACUAUUCCAUCCUGUCACGAAAUUGUACUAGAUGCCAAGCGGGAGGCUUCUGUCUUGCAACAAGUAUCAAGGCUUCAUAAGAGAGGCCUGUGGUCGCUUGAUCGUUUACCGAAAGUCAUGGAGCCAAAGUGUGGUAUACUUCAUUACACACAUCUCUUGAAUGAAGCAAUUUGGUUGUCGGUUGAUUUUCGUGAAGAAAUAAAGUGGAAGAAACAUAUGGCAAGUCAGCUGGCUCGAGCUGCACAACUUUAUCUUAUUACACGACAUGAAUGUAAUCAACAUCUUCAGCGCUUUGAAGAGCAGCUAAGGAUGAGAAAUGCUGCUCGUGUGGCGAAUAUGGUCAAAGAUUGGUGGGGAGGCGUAUGUCAAGACUUGGAUGUUGCAAGUCUACGAACUUCUCACAAACUUUGGGAUAAUGCCCUUGAAGAGAAUCAAUAUUCCAUAGCUGAUUUAUCAGAUAUGGGUCCAAGCUGGUUAGCUGCUGUAAAGUUCGAUCUAGGAGAUGCAACUUUUCACGAAUCUUCAAGUGAUCUGAAUGAUGAAAGAAUCCUGUCAUAUCUUGAUGGGGAUGGAGAUAUUGAUGAUGAAGAAUGGAAACCAAAUGUAGAAGAUCAAAGUUUUGUUGGACCACAUAGUUGUAGCCGGUCAACUAGCAGUAGUUUGGCAGCCAGUUUCGUGGAUGAUAACGAUGUCAGUGGUUUCAGAGUUGCUGCUUUUUCACCUUCCGAUCAUUUAUCUACUGAAUGUUAUCUUUCUGAAAUCAACUCGCCUUCGUGUACUAAAACUUGCAAUCGAAAUAACAAAUAUCUUAGUUCGGAUAAAAGACGGAGUCAAAGCGAGCAUUCAUGCACUUCCGAAUGUGGACAUUGGGAAAACGCUUCUGAAGAGUUACAUGAUACCACUUCGGAAACUAGGAUAAGUUCGAGUUCAUCCGAGUCUUGCGACCAAAGUGUUGAAAGUGCUGAAGUGCAAGGUUUAGUAUCCGACAUGGAAGUUCCCUUAAAUCGCUUUCUCGAACCCUGCGUCGAUCGAGGAUGGUACGUCGAAAAUAGAGUUAAAUCUAGAUCUGGAUACCAUUCUUCAGAUUCGGACGUAUCAAACCGUGAAGCUUAUUGCCGUUCCUUCGAUAGGGUUCUCCCACAUGUUCAAAAAGAAAUUGCAAUUCUUCACGAUGAAGCGAGUAUGCCUUUACAUGAAAUAUUGCCUAGUGGUUACAUUGAUUUUCUUUCCAACACGGAUAAGCAAAAGUGUCCUACAGUGUAUGAUCCCCAACUUCCUUCCCAAAGUAGUAAUCAUGUGAAUGGAUCAUCUGGAAUCGAUAGCAAAAUGGAGGACGGUGAUGAUGGUUCUUCAUAUGCCAUUAACGAUGAAUUGUGCUUGGAUACUGGUGUUGGCGAUCUUAUGCAACUUGAUUCGUUUAGCUCUAAGUCAUCAGGUGCAUCAUCUUUGUCAAGUCAUGAUCAUAAUGAAUGUGAUAAUUUUUCAUUGAAAAAUCCACUUCGUACUAAUUCGCGCACGAUUCUUGCACCUUGGUAUUCUUCACCUCCGCCUUCAAUACCUCGUCACCUAGCAGACCUACACGCGGCAGCACUAGAACUGAUCCCUCUGAAGUUAGUAUCGAUAGCAAGUACUGAUUCAUCCCGUCCAAUCUUUGAAGCCUGUACUCUUCCCUAUAGUCCGACUCUUAGAAUUCCUUUUCUUCCAACCCCUAGUCUUGGUGCAGCAGUCACUUGGAUGCGACAUGCGUUUGCUCGGUCUGUUCCGGCGUUGUUGCUGACUAACAGUCAUUUAUCUGGUGAUGCUGAAUUGGUUGUAGCUGUACAUCUCGGACAACUUGCAGUUGUCGACCCUCGACAAUAUUUGCCUUCAGAAUCAUUGUCUGGUGAGAUCUGUAAUAACCCAAUCACGGGUGUCUGGGGUCCACAUCUAAUUGUAACUCCACGUUUAUGCCUCCCUGCCUGGCGUAGGCGUUUACAAAUGUGGUGCCCUGGUUUCCGUGUUGUAUGUUUGGGUCUUGGGCGUGGAAGUGAGCGAUCUGGAACUGGCCAUCGCCUUCGUGACACUGUAGCUCAAGGUGCUGUAAAUAUUUGUUUGAUUAGUUAUACUGCUUUACGUUUAAGACCCAAUCGUUUCAUACGGAUCCAGUGGAGUUCAGUCAUUUUCGAUCAGAUUCAUCGUAUUAUUUCGCAGUCUUACAAACACAUUGGUCUGACUCAUACAGUUUCUACUGGUCGUCAAAUAGCUACCAGUAAAUCGAGUUCUCAGGAUCACUGCACACCAAAUGCACCAGUUAGGUGUGAAACUGAUGGUUUUCUUGAACAUAUAAGCGAAGAUGUUACUAUUAACCCGAUGAUAGGUCGUCGGCCAUUUACCAAUUUAUCUAAAACAAUCCACCGAAAGUCAGAUUGGUUUGAUUUGAUAUUGAACAAAUUAGGCCGGAAUGGUCAUCGCAUAUUGAUUAGUUCAUCUUCAGAUGUUAUUUACCAUAAACACAGUCCUCAUCUACUGGAUGUUAGUAAACUACUAUUGCUGAAGAAUUUACCAAGUGAUGAAGAAUAUGGCUCUUGGCUUAACGAUUUCUUCCAAACUAUAUGUUUUCCAUCACGUCAGCGUUGUUCUCCUAAUUUGUUAACAAAACCAUCAAAAAAGCAACUUUUAAAGUUUUUAGAUCCAUUCGUCAUACGUCUCGAUGACGAAGAGGAAUGGGACUCAUUUAUCAAUGAUGAAGUUGUUGAAUGUCGUAUGUCCUCUAUGCAACAGAAACUACAUGAUGCAAUAUUAAGUACAAAAGCUGCUGAAAACGCUCUGAAAACUGGGAACCUGUUAGAUUUACUACAAACAGUUUCAGUUGCUGCACGUGCUUGCAGUCAUCCUUCUUUAGCUGGAACUCACCCAAGAUCCUCACGAAUGUUUAAACAUGCUUUGCAUAAUUUACAAACUGGGGUUCAUGUUACACAUGGUCCAUAUGUAUUUAAAUCUCUGCAAAAGAUACGCGACUCAAGUAGUCACUGUUAUUCCAAUUGUGGUCUUAUAUUUAACACUCCGGAGUCAGUUUUGUUAGGUGUUAAAUUACUUCGACAAACUGAAUUAUCUGACAUAACUUGUCAAUUAUUUAAUUUGUUCGAAACUCUCAAACCGUCUGCUUAUAUCCGCAAUCGUAUCGCUAAUCUUACGCUUCAGUUUAACCAGUUAUUAUUAUUAUUGUCAUCAUCAUCCAACAAUCAUCAAACGGUGAGUAAUUACGGAAAUGGUAAUAUUUCAGAAAUCGUAUCAGAUUCGGUCAAUUUUUCACCUGAAUCUCAUAUCCCAAAUGGCAAUUCAGAAAGUAACUAUUUUAAACACAAAAAUCAGUUAACAAAUGGUCUUCCUCUGUCUCAACAUUUCAACUCUGAAAACUGUAUUGAUCCAGACAUUGAAAUUGUAAGUAUUCCUCAAAGACAAAAACGACAAAGAAAUUCAUGUGUCGAUCGGGAUUCAGUUUAUUGCAAACGACGUCGCGUGGAAGAGUACGAUUCUCAUCUCCCUUUUAUUGAUUACACUGAUAUAGGAUCAUUUACUAACUAUUACGAGAUCUCCAACUGGUCAUCGAGUCACUUGUGUCUUAAUAGUGACCCGUUUAUGGCCCAUUCUGAUCAGUUUAAAAGUGCAAUACAUAUGUCCAGUCAUCAGUCUCAUACUGUCAUUCAUACAAAUUCUUACAAAAAUGACCAUUUGAGCAAUAAUACUAAUAAUUCAAAUGAAAAUGCAUCAUAUCCUUGGCUGAAAGAUAAUCAUCGUAAAUGUACUCAGUUAAUUGGUUUUGAUGAUUGGUGUUCACAGGAUACGUGCAAUCUUUUACGCUUAGAUUUAUUACAUGAUUAUACUACUACUGAUUCUAAUGUUUAUUUGAAAAAUUCACAAUUUAAGUCUUACAAUGUAUAUUCUUAUAAAAAAGAAUCUUUUAUAUGGAAUAUAGUUAUGAAACAAUUUUCACAGUGGAGCAAUAUCAGUACGCUAUGUACGCGACCACGUGUAAUUGCUACCCCUCCACGACUAAUUUCUCUUGUUGGACCUAUUGAUCUCCCAUUGUUGUUUGACAAAAAUCUGUCUUGUCCAAAAUUAUCUUGGUCAUUUUCUAUGUAUUCAUCCAUUCUCUCACAUUUAAGUCACACACUCUAUCCUCUAACAGAACGAGCGCGUUUGUUAACAUCUUCAAGCUGUUCAACUAUUGGAUUUCAUUCUUCAUUUUUGUCAUCGUUUAACAGUAACCCUAAAUCACCACUCAGUCAGUUGUUUUUAGAAUCAGGUAAAUUUUAUUAUUUACAUCUGAAAUUAACUGAGUUACUUGGUUUAAAAUCUAACAGUAAUAAUGAUAAUCAUGGAAAGCGACCACGUUGUAUAUAUUUUAUAGCUCAUCAAACUGCAUUUUUAGAUUUAUUAGAAGCUUAUUUAUCAGCAUCUACAUGGCGAUCAUUUCGUUGUGUACGAAUUCCAUCAAAUCAUAAAUCAGUUAAUGCUAAUACAUGGUCCUUAAUUGAUCGUAUUAAUAAUUGGCCACAAGGUACAGCUGGUCCAUUAUUAGUAUUAAUACAUGCACGAAGUCCAACUACAUCAUUAGUUAGCUUACGAGCUGAUUCAAAUGUACAUAUUAUCAUAUGUGAUGUUGAUUGGCGAGUAGAAGUUACAGAUAAUUUAAAAGCUAUUGUUCAUAAUUGGGUAUUGAAUGGUCUAUCAUCUUAUCCUUCACAUUCUUCUACAUCUAUUUGUCAAUCUAAUGUCAAUAAUAAAAACGAUAAAAAUUCGAAGGUGAAUGUUUAUCGUCUAUUAUCAACUUGUGAUUUGAAUUAUUCUACACAUCGUAUAAGUGUAGAAGCUUGUCUUUUACGUGGUGUAGCCUGUCGUUUAUUGCCUAGAGCUGUAUUUCAUGCACAUUCAACAACACAUGUUAAUUGUCGUUCAUUAUUAUUUGCACGUGUUCAACCAAAUGUUGUCAAUGAAUUAUUAUCUGGUAGAACAACAAGAAAAUUUCCACAUCGUCAAUUAUUUCUACGACAAAAAAUGAAAUCGAAUGAAUUCGAGCGUUUAGAUUUAUUUAAUGAUCGUAAUUUUUUUGGAUCUACUCAUAAACAUGAUACAUUGUCACAUUCAUCAACAUCGUCUAUUGCUUCAUCAUUUUCAUGUAUUGGACAAGAAAAUCGAUUCAAUGAAUCAUUAUUAUUUAAUAAUGAGCGAAUAACAUGUGAAGAUGAUGAUUUAUUAUUAUUUCAAGAAAGAGAACCGUUAAGUGAACUUCUGCUUCAUCAAGCAUUAGAACUGUUUGAAGAUCCAAUUGAUACACAAGCAUGGUGUUGUACAAAUGCUGAAGAAGUAGCUAUUGCCAAUGAGUUUGUUUCUCACGAUGAUAAUGAUGAUUAUGACACAGAUGAUUUUCAUUGUUUGUUAGAUGAUAGUAAAAUUGAUUUGGAAGAUGAUUUGAGCAGCGAACUUUUCGAUGAAUUCGAUACAAAUUUCAUUGAGUUAUCAAAUGGUAGUAAUGUAAAAUCCUAUCAACAUUGUCUGAUCAAACAGUUAGGUUAUACCAAUUUAAUUGGUUGGGAAGUUGCUAAUUAUGAGUCAUUAUGUCGUAUAUCACAACUUGACAGUCAAUUAGGCUGUGAAUCAAAUGAUUGGUUAAGUUAUCAUCAUCACCCUUCUCAUAUAAAUCGUGAUGAUAAUUCUGUGAUUGAUCAAAAUGGUUAUCAUCAUCAUCAUCAUCAUCAACAACAACAUAUUGAAUCAUCUACUUCUGAAAUAAUAUCUUCUUACGCUCAACUUCCAAUUUGGUGUCCUUUUGAAUCAUAUUUGAAAGAUAUACAUUCAACAUCGGAUACUACUGAAUCGAUAGUAGCCAACAAAAAUGAAUCUAAUCAUCCUUUAUCAUCUGUUGAAGAUUACUAUUAUUAUUCAAAUGAUGAUUGGGCUUCGGGUGGUGUUGAAUAUGAUUUCGGUUAUGAAAGUAUCCCAAUGACUGAAAGCGAAUUACCUCCAUUGAUCAUACCAACACCAUCGCCUGUUAUACAGACUAAUAAUAAUAAUAAUAAUAAUAAUAAUAAUAUUAGCAAUAAUAAUGAUAUGGUUGAUAGAAAAUCAGGAAGACGUCGUCCUAUUAUGAAUCACUCAUCUUUGUUAUCAUCAUCAUUAUCUUCUAGACCGUUAAAUAAUACUAACAAUAAUAAUGAUAAUAAUAAUAGAAAUAAUAGUAUUUCACAUGUAACAUCAUCUUAUCGUAAUGGCUCUCGAUUGAGCAACAAAAAUUUCAAAAAACGAGCAUUAACUAGUCCAACAAAUUCAUUUUCUCGUAAAACCAAUUCAUCUUCUACCACUUCUUACUACAAUACUUUUGACGAAUUAUCAACUACGCUUGCAACAACAACACCAACUAUUACUGCUACUCCAUGUUCAAAUUUUGCUUCUAUCGAAGGUGAGACCCGAAAUCAAGAUGGUCGAAUUAUUGGUUCACAACAACCACAUUCACGUGAUCCUUCAUCUACCGGAGUCAGUAUCCCUUCAACGUGUCUCAGUGGAAGUAACACAAUACCUCUUUCUCCGGUAUCAUCUAGUGCAAAUAUAUAUACAAAUAAUUCAAUCGUUCUAUCGUUACAUUCUUCUCUGAGCAAUGGUAGUGGAAAUUCAGCUACUUUGAAAUUACAUAUCCCACGAGUAUCUUAUAAUAAAGCAGUUACCAAUGCUCGUGUUCAUCGACUUCGUCGCAUAAAUAACACAAAUAUCGGAUCAGGUUCAGACGUUGCGGCAGCUGCAGCUGUAGCUUCUUUAGCCGCUGGUGCCCAUUUACUCCAACAGCAACAUCAGCAGCACCAACAACUGAAUGCUUUAUCUAAUACAUAUUCUGAGCACAAUCAUCCACAUAUACCUAAUACUGUUGUGUCCGCAGCCUUUAGUCCAUGGAAUUCAGUUGCAUCUAAUCCAGCUAUUCUGGCCCGUUAUGGUUAUACAACAUACAGCGUUGGAUCAGUUAGUAAUUCACCUGCACGACAUCUACCGUCUUCACUUCAGAAUUACAUGCAAACAACAAAUACUUCUCUAUAUCACUCGUCUAUGAAGUAUUCUGGCGGUGGUGGCAGCAGUAGUGGGACAACAUCAGUCCUGUCUGCAAAUAACAGUUCAUCAUCAUCAACUCAUAACCCUGGUCCAUUGAAUAAUGUAACACAAGUAGCUAGUCAGUUAUAUGUUGGUAAACCGCCUGAUUGGUUGAUCUAUGAAGAAGCAGCAUUAUAUUUAUGUAUCACAAAAUUACAAGAGUUAAAUUUUGAAAUUAAUAAUUCGAAUUCGAAUCUACCUACAAUUACACCUAACUAUCGUUUUACUGAAUUUUUCCUUAAUAACUAUCUUCCUAAUCGAAGUUAUCGUGGUGCACGACAAUGUUUGUUAGCACAUCUUAAAAUGCAGAAUAUUGUCUCUUCAGCAAAUACAGCUUUAUCAUCAACAUUAUCUAAUAAUGGAGUGAACUCAUUCAAUAAUCCUUUUACAUUUAAUCCUGAUGAUCUGUCACAUUCAGCUUCAGCAAAUAUAACUUCCACCUUACAUCAUCAUAGUCCAAGCAGUCGUAAAGUUAAAAAUAAAAUGAAAAGUGCAGCUGUAGCUGCUGCUGCUGCCACAUCUGUUAUUCCUGGUAAUGUUGGCGGAGCUUCUCAAUUCUGUAAUAAUGGAAGUGGAGGUGGUGGCAAUCUAAGUAGUACCGGUACUGGUGGCAAUACUACUACAUCAGCUGCAUCCGUAGCUGCUGCUCUGAAUCGAUGCAGAGGCUACCUAUUUUAUCAGCAUUUACAAACAUGGUUCAGUUUAAUGUUCUCACUUGAUCGUAACGAUUCCAGUCAUACUAAUAUUACUACUGCUGACUCUAAUAGCAAUAUAUCGACGCAUUUAUCACCAGUUAUUCAUAUUUUGAAAUUUGCUGAAGAUAACCAAGCAUCGUUUUUACGCAAAGCUAUUCGAGAUACAUUAUCUGUACCAUCUGUUCAAAUCCCUCCUAUUUAUCGUUCAACUGGAUCACGUAGAACAUGUGUUGUUGGUGCUGGCAAUAAUAAUAAUCAUAAUAAUAUUAGUGGGGGAGGAGGAAACACAUCAUCGUCAUCAUCAGUUUUAGGAUAUCAUCCAAAUGCACAUAUUAAUGUUAGUAAUACUGGUGCAGGUAUUGGUACAUCCACUACGCAUUAUAUUCAUCAUACAUCUAACUCUGGACAACUUUCAUCGUAUGGUCUGACAGGUCAUUCAACUGUAUCUAAUACUCCUGCUUUACUUACACACCAUCGUUUUCGUCAUCAUAUGACAUAUGAUCAUGGUCAAAAUCAAAAUUCAAAUAUUACUACUACUGAUUUGAGUUCAAGUUCUGGAUCCAGUACUGGUGUUGUUCAUAGCGGUCCAGUUAUACAGAAAAAUCCUACACAUAUUGCUGCACUUCAAGAGCAUAAUAUCAAUCCAGAUACAUUAAUUACACCUGCUAUGGUAAUUAAAAAUAAGGAAGAACGUGAAGCUCGUCAACGUGCUGAAAAUUUAUCAACCGUUUCAUCAUCAUCAUCAUCAUCAUCAUCUUCAUUAUUAUCAUCAUCAAAUAAUUGUCAUAUUACUACUGCUAAUUCAAUAACUAAUUCUACAAUUGGAAUAAUUCAAGGUGAUCAUUUCACAGAAUUAACAAAUACGCAACAAACUGAAAAUGUUUGUUUACUAUCACAUCCAACAUUAUCAUCAUCAUCAUCAUCAUCAUCGGAUCAUGUAUAUAAAACAUCUACACAUAUUAAUAAUAAUACGAAUAGUACUAAUAGUAGUAGUGGUAUUAGUAGUAGUAGUAGUGAAUCGAUAACGUCAACAUUUAGUGUUUUAAGUAGUUCAAAUAAUUAUAGUUCUCCGCCUGCAGUUACAUCAUUUUCAAAUGGACGAACAAAUGCACAAUUAUCUUUUACACAUAAUCUAUCUCAUAGAGCAGCUAGUGUUAUGUUACCAGUUCGUUCCGGAUUCUGUACUAAUACCGUUACAACAUCAAGUUCGGUUUUAUCUUUUACCAGUCAACAACAACGUUUACUCAGUACUCAGAAUACUUCAUCACCAGUUACUCAUUAUCAAUUACAACCUCGACAAACAUUAUUAAACUCUUCAACUGGUCGUCUCGCCCAUUUAACUCCAAGUUCAUCAAUCAUUAAUACGCCUCAUCUUACUGGUACUCAUCAUGUGAUAUCGUCGGCACCAGUUUCUUCAUCAUUAAUAGAUGAUAGUGGAACUAUACGAAGUGUAGAUUUUAGUUCUGGCAGUAUUUUGAUUCCCGGCAACUGGCGUACAGCAAACAAUCCUCGAUCUCUUAACGUUCAAACAAUUGUUUCAUCCACACCCACUGUUCUCCGACGUUCUACUACAUUUACGGGAAUCGGCUUAGGUAAUCAGCCAACUAGUACUGGACUACACACUUGUCGAUUGAAUUCAUCGUCGUCUAAUAUUUCUCAAAGUUCAUCAACCACUUCAUUUACUGGUACAUAUUUAAAUACACAGGUUGCAAAAAUUCCAACUUCUAAUUGUUCAACAGGACAAUCUAAUUUUUAUAUACAUCAACGUCCUCAAUUUUUAUCUAGUACACAAUCAUCUGGAUCUACAUCUGGACAUAGUAUCCUUACAACACCAUCGAAUAUUGCUGUAGUCCCUGGUGUAUCGAAUAACUAUUCAUCAUCUCUCACACAUAUACCUCAGAUUCUUCGUCCUAGAAAUGCUCUACGUGGUUCAGUUGUUCAGUCGACAUUUGUAAGAACUAUCUCUACUGCUGGUAUCAGUGGUACAAGUGGUUCGGUUGUUCCUGUUCCAGUCACACAUGGAACUCGCUUAUCCUCUAAUGUAGUUGGUGGUGUUUCCACAACAGGUAUGUUUCUUGGACGUGUUGCUACACUGAAUGUCCCUUCAAAUAAUCCAUCCGUUUCCAGCAUUCUAAAUGCUUCACGAACACAGCGUAGUGUAUCACCAACAGUAUUACAGUCGUUACGAACAUGUAUUUCAGGUAGUGUUGCAAACUCUUUUGGAAAUGAACAACCUCACCAAUCAUCACAGAGUGAAAACAACAACAAUCUUAGUGGUAAUAAUAAAUCCUAA
Messenger RNA from Schistosoma turkestanicum, 10590 nucleotides. The record is from the annotation of a GenBank genome assembly. Lineage: Eukaryota; Metazoa; Platyhelminthes; Trematoda; Strigeidida; Schistosomatidae.